CCCUGUCCAAACCAUCACAAACUAUCCGACCUUCAAUCAGUGAAGAGCAGGAGUGUUGCAAAAUGGUGACCAGUAAAGUGAUGUGUUUAGUUGCCCUGGCACUUUUCGGGAGUGCGGUGGCUCAGCCGGCUAAGCAGGCGUUCUGGAAGGGAACCGCCAUGGACGGGAUGGUCGAAGAGAUGAGGUCGGGCUGCGUGGAAGGAUCAGACCCCACUGCCUGCAUCAAGUACAAAGUCAUGUCAUUACUGGACACCAUUUUCAAGAAGGACACCUUUCAGAUCUCCGAAGCCGUAGAGGUCACCAAGAACGGCGCCAGCAACGACGUCACUGGGCGCUCCUCUGGCGACUUCAUCGACACCAUCGAGAGCUACAUUCAGUCUCACGACGUCUCCUUCCAACUGCCCCUCGCCGACACCAAAGUCACCGUCAGCCCCAGAAACUUGGACCAGGACGAACUCAGCCUGAACAUCAAAUUUGGCAGCCAAGAUGGCGCUCGCUCCGUUGGUGAAGCCCGUAAAGCUAAGCUGAAGAAGAUUAUUGUCCCCAUCCUCGUCUUUGUACUCCUUAAGGCUAUGACCCUGAUCCCUCUGGCUAUUGGUGUCCUUGGACUGAAGGCCUGGAACGCCCUGCAGCUGUCUUUCUUCUCCUUCGUGGUCUCCGUCGCUCUGGCCAUCUUCCAGCUAUGCAAGAAGUUUACCCAGAUCGCGGCCGACAACUCCCACCCCCAGAUAGCAGCCCACGGCCCCUGGGACGCCGCCUAUGCAGCCACCCGUCGCAGGAGAGACGCCGAACCCCAAGAAAUGGCACAAGAACUCGCUUACAACGCUUACCACUAAAAACCGACGUUACCUCUGACCCCAAAACCAUUCGAAAUAGCCGCCAUUCGAAAUUCUAAUACUAGAAUCCAAAAUGGCGCCAACGACUGGCAACAGACCAAAAAUAUGUUUCGUUCUGAAACUGUGACAGUGUAAAUACUAUGUAAUGUACCUAAAUGCAACUUAUUUAUUGAAAUAAAACGCGCGUGAGAGACUGUGUGAUUGUGAUGUGUGGAUGUUAUUUAUUUUUUAUUAUAAUAAAGUUAUUGAAUUGAA
Plodia interpunctella (Indianmeal moth) is the source of this 1091-nucleotide messenger RNA. RefSeq names its product Osiris 19 (gene Osi19). The record is from RefSeq and is a predicted model, not a curated record. The transcript is spliced from 3 exons. NCBI's taxonomy places the organism in Eukaryota, Metazoa, Arthropoda, Insecta, Lepidoptera, Pyralidae. The coding region runs from base 63 to 836 and encodes 257 amino acids. Gene Ontology annotation, cellular component: membrane.